CUGCUGUGUGAUACCACCCGCAUGAUAAAUUACUUCCGGGUCAAAAAGCUAUUUGCUUUCGUAGUUGUUUUCCUUUUAAACCUGUUAAAAACGCGGCUUUUAUUACAGAUAUAGACGCACGACAGUCAAUGUAUUUUACUUUCGUACAAUUUCCGUGAAACUGUGUGUUUAUGAUACAAAAUCAUAUCGUCACAAGGAUCCGGAGAGACGGCGGUUCGAAAAUCUACUCCAAAAUGGCCGACAGAAGUGACGUGCAAAGUCAAACGGGGCUGCAGCGAUUAAACUCAGAGGACAGGAAAACCUGCUGGGUGUGUUUUGCGACAGAAGAAGAUGACCGGGCGGCCACAUGGACACAGCCGUGCCGCUGUAAGGGCACCACGCGGUGGGUGCAUCGCUCCUGUCUGCAGAGGUGGAUCGACGAGAAACAGCGGGGACGCAGCAACACCGUCGUGUCUUGUCCACAGUGUAACACCGAGUACAGAAUCGUAUUCCCCAAAUUGGGGCCUCUGAUGUACCUCAUCGAUGUAGCUGACCGUAUCGUGUACAAGGUCGUACCGUACGCUGCUGCAGGCAUCGUCGUCGGGUCCAUCUACUGGUCGGCCGUGUCGUACGGAGCCUUCACUGUCAUGCAGGUGCUGGGGCACAAGGAGGGGCUGGACAUCAUCGAGAGUGUGGACCCCAUUUUUCUACUGGUCACCUUACCAACAAUACCCAUCAUGCUCAUUUUAGCUAAGAUGAUCCAUUGGGAGGACUAUGUGUUAAGAGUGUGGCGUCGGCACUCCUCAAAGAUUCCCCUGCUCAACUACCUGUUCCCAUCCAGACAGGAGAAUAGACAGGUCCCACGAGCCCCAGCCGAGCCAGCUCCCCUGUCAGACCCUGUCUCUGCCACCAGGCUCCUCUGUAGCGCCCUGCUGUUCCCCUCCAUCGCCACACUCUGGGGCAAGCUGAUGUUCAGUACUGUGGACUCCAACCUGCAGAGAACCAUCUUGGGUGGGAUCGCGUUUGUGGUGAUAAAAGGAGUUCUGCGGAUCUACUACAAACAGCAGCAGUACCUGCGCCAGGCACAGAGGAAGAUUCAAGACUUUAUUCCAGAGAAGGAGACAACACCUUCCCAGCAGGCUUAGUAAAUCAUGCCUCAUAUUCCUACAAAAAAAAUAAACUGACAAAGAAACGGAUACAUCUCAGAGCCAAAUAAUGCUACAAAGAGGAGCAGACACUCGGUCAUGUAGCAAAUUUUUUUUCUCGCAACAGAUAUAAUUAUUUACAUGUUAUUCUUCAUCUUGUUUAAUUUAUGAUCUUACAUGGCAUUUGACUGUA
This is a messenger RNA of Branchiostoma belcheri (Belcher's lancelet), 1317 nucleotides long. Its product is annotated as E3 ubiquitin-protein ligase MARCH5-like. The record is from RefSeq and is a predicted model, not a curated record. The transcript has 6 exons. Bases 171 to 1124 code for a protein of 317 amino acids. Gene Ontology annotation, molecular function: zinc ion binding. NCBI's taxonomy places the organism in Eukaryota, Metazoa, Chordata, Leptocardii, Amphioxiformes, Branchiostomatidae.